UAAUGGCUAAAUUUUUAAUCUGAUACCUAGUGGCUUGGGUCCGAUUUGCAGUUAUAUCUGUUAUUGAAAUAUAAUCUAAUCAUGUUUUAAUUUGUAUCAUUUGUACAUGGCUGAACGUAUUAAUUAUAAAGAAUAGUGUAAAAGAGAUGUAAUGGAGACUGUUAUGUGUGGAGACAAACCGGAUCUAUUAUUCUUUGAUACAUUUUCACAUGAUACUAGUGAAGAGCUUAAUUUAGACCUUGUACAGUUUCCGAAGUCUGUGUAUGUGAGAGAAAUACGAAUUAUUCCCCUCGGUGCUCGUGUGGAAGGAGACUUCCCAGGUGGAGUGAGACUCGGUGCCACGAACCCCACAAAGUUUCACAUUGACUUCUUUGUGAAUGAUUUGAGCAAACCUGGAGCUGCUACAUUUGAGGCUCUCGGCAGUUUAGAUUAUUGUCAGAAUGGACAGAUUCAUAUGGAAUGCGGAGACAAUGCUGAGCAGACAAGAAUUCCUACAGACGGUCUUGUCCUUAGAGGCUGGUAUACAACUAUAACUUUGGCUGUAUAUGGUACCUUGACUCAAGUCUUACCUGACAAUGUCGCCGCUGUGAACCCACAGCCCAAUAGUCAGAGACCGGUCUCUAGAGAAGUGAGCGCACUACCCGCGAACGUGCCACAGUCAUCAGAUUGGAAUCCAGAAACCUCUAAUCCCAUACCAGCCUACACCAGCAAUGUCACCGCCACCAAUCCUGAAGCUUAUGGUGCGGGAAACUACCCGAACCCAGAGAAUUAUGAUAAUCAAAUGUAUAGAGGAGAAUAUUACGACAACGAGGCACCCAAAGACCCUCGUACAUAUCACCACAUAGACGAGAACGACUGGGAAAAGGAGAGAAGAGAUAUUAGUUGUGAAAGAGAUGGAGAUAGAAUGAGACACAGUCCACGAUCGAUGGAGUUGAACAGAGAGCGCCGGGAAGGACGGAGCAGGAGGCGCUCACUGGACCGUGGAUUGAGUCGAGAGUCUUCACGACACCGUGACAGAAGCAGAGAUGUCGACCGACUUGACAGGCUUCACUCUAGAUCGAGAAGUCGCGAUAGAGAUUAUGUUGGUAAAGGAGAGUACCGUCCUCUGAGCCGGUCAAGGUCACGCAGCUUAGAUCGUGACUGGGACAGGGGCUCGUACAAAAAAGAUGACUACCGUCGUCAUCGUGAUGCCUCCUAUGAUCGGUCGCGCGGUGGUUCGUACGAGCCGAGGUCACCGAGAGCCCCUUCUUACGAACGCAAACCUCCUUACGACAAAGGUGGUGCGUACGAAAAGAGGCUGUCGCCGUAUGACAAGAGAAGUUCGUCUUACGAGCGACGAGCUGCAUCCUACGACAAACAAACGCCGUACGAUAGAAGGAGACACUCCCCUUACAGCCGCAUGAGAGGAUCUAGUUACGGCAGUAGGUCGCCCAGUCGAGACGAUCCCAGGAAGAGACCUAGAACUCCACCCGUGGAAACCAGGCGGCCACUGUCACCCAGGGAAGGUGAAACGACGAGCCCGAUGAAUUCGGUUCGAUCUGAGGAAGGCGCUGAAUAUGACCGCGGUGACCGCAGCGGGAAGCAAAUUCCACGUAUCGACUUUUAUCAUCAGAGCUACCGACACAAGAGUUCCAUCAGGAGUCCCUCUCAGGAGGUCGAUAACAACUACGUUGAACUUCAACACUCCAGCCUAGUGACAGUUCCCAUCGUCGAUACAACGGUAGCUCCGAAACCCAUAGAAUCUCCGAAUCGCAAUCCCGAUGAAGAAAAAUCCAUGGACGCUGAGCCCUUCGAGCCCAUUCUGUCCGAUGAAGAUAUCUGCGAUGACUUGGACGGUAAUUCCUACAUGGAAGUUGAAUAUGACGUCAACGAGUACUGCGGAGUGGACGACAUCAUCAAAUAUUACAAUCCAUUCAAAGACGAAUGGAAGAAAUAUGAGCGCGUCAACCAAAUAUGCAGGCUGGCGGAUGUCAGACGGGGCAGUGUCAAAGACGUCAUGUCAGCCAGCUUCGAAGAACUGUGUGAUGCCAGCAGUGAUCUGUUAAAAAUAUCAGAGAUCACGAAUGCUGCUAAGAGAAGGGAGCAGAAGUUUUCGACGGAUACGUUUUUGGAAAUCGAUAAUUCUGCGCGGGAAGAUUGGGUACAUCAAUGCGAACAAUUGUUCGUGUCUCUUAUAAAUUUAUGCAAAAACACCGACAUAAUACUGCGAGUCUUCCGCACGGAUCGAUCAGAUUCAGACGAAUUUUCUGACAUGUAUCACCUCCUGAUCACAUUCUGCAGGAUCGGUUUAAACUUCGAUUUCGUGCUGUCUCAACAGCAGCCAACCUAUAAGAUCCGCCACAUGAAAUGCGGGAUCCGACUCGCCGAGGCUUUGAUGUGUCACGAAUACAGCGGCCGAGUCAUGAAGACGUUGCUGAGUUCCGGGAUUGACGUUCCGUUACAACUGCUGGAAAUGUAUUCCAAGGAAUAUAUGGCGCUGAGUAUUCGCCUCAUGAUAUUAAAAGCUUUAAGCGCCUGCCUUUCCUCUAAAGAGGCCGUCGAGCAUUUCAUGCGAGAUGCCAUGUACCCUAAGUUCGAUAAGAACGAUGAAAGUCCCAGAAAAGCCAUGAACGGUUACCAAGCUCUCAUAGCCAUGAUAAAGGCCAACCCACUAGGGAGGAUCAAAUUUUCCGUUAGUUCCCUCCUGAAGAAACUAAAUAUUUAUGAAGUUCUGAUGAAACUGCGUGUUCUCGUGUUUAACUUCAAUAAGGCCGCCGCUGAUAACAAUCACUCCGACGACUCCGAACUGUCGGAGAGCGAUGUAAGCUUCAUUGUGGAUUCCUUUGACGAAAUUCUAAACAUGUACAGAACUCAAUGCUUCCAUUUAUCUCAACCGAAAAGGUUCCUGCCUGUGGCUGCACAGUUUGAAAUAAGCAAGGAAUGUUCAAACGAGACACUCCUGCAGUUUUUUGACAUUCAUAAAGUUCUACAAGUUUGCUUAUACUUGCUGACCUGUCCGUCGACUUGCAACAAUCUGGUCAUCACGAGUCCGAUCCACGAUCUUAUAUUCGAAUUAGUCAAUUCUCACAACGGGCUCCUAUUUCUGUACAAGAAUAUGGAAAUGAGUGAACUGUUAUUUAAGGUUUUGGAACAACCGUUCGGUCAACAGACGAGCGAAGAAACGGCGUACCCUCAUGACAGCACACUUAGUAGUUACAGUGACCUACAAAUCGUUGGACUCGAACUCGCCUAUAGGCUGAAGGCGAUGUACUACUUGCAAUCGAUUAGUGAUGUGCAAGUCGGAAAUAAUGAUGAAUACAAAUUGAUAGACAGACUACAAGCUUUAUACUGCCUCAGCUUUGGAAGCAUCGGGAAGACGGCCGUGCCGAGUGUUAUAGUUAUGGGAAACAACUCGGAGUGUCUCAUGGAAGUGUUCGAGAAUGAUCUGAAAAGCAAAAACAAAAGCGAGUCGCCAUCAAAACAGAAGUCUCCGGCAAAGGGCUACGCUAUCGAGCUUAUCGUAUCGGCCGUGAGAUUUGCUGCAAAUGUUCCAUUCUUGAAGAAAUACGGACAAAGAUUAAUAAACGUGUCAAAAGAACAUGACAGAUUUGAACCGAGCGUGUCCAGUGUACUUCAAGAAGUCAUUCCGUACUUGAAGCCCGUGGAGAAACCUAACGUCCUUUCGGGAGAAGACCUCAGCGAGUGUGUCGAGAUCUUGAAGGCGAGUUUAGAACAUUCGUCCGAUUUACCCGGGGAGCUGAUGACUUGCCUGAGAAUAUUACGACACUUUUGUAUAUCCGAUUAUGAAAAAAACGUUUCCAUUGUUUGCGAAAACCCGGUGGAGGAAUAUGUCGAACUGAAAUACAAGUAUAAUAUAUUACAAUUGUUUUCUUUGGACGGCGUCGCCCAUAUUUCUGGUAUCUUAGAUCGGCUCGCUACUCAUUUCGAUCAACCAAGUAUGCACACAUCAUUCUUCGCUUCGGUGAGAGGACUUCAGUUGGCCCAGAUGUUAUUACCUUGUUUGAGUCUCUUAGACGAGAUGUUAGCGAGAGUAGUUCGCUGUCGAGGCCCUAGAUUUAGAGAUUUAACGGCGGCACCUAUAAUAUUGAAGACUUACGGGAUAGCCAAAACCUUUCCAGUCGGUUCUAUCGGCUACCGAACUGCGGCCAAGGCUGCCGAAGCGGCGGUGAGAGCAUUACUGGCUUACGCCCAGCCGAUAGCCGACGACGCCAAUGACGGAGAUUCAAUACGUCGUGGGCCGUGGACGUCGCUCUGUUCCGAAGUUAUUUCCUACACAAUGACCGCACCUUACACAUUCGUUCCCGGACUUCUCAUAUUUUCGGAACUCCUGCCGCUGCCGUUGCCGAUGCAAACGAAGCUCCCUCCCACCGACCGAGAGCUGGCCGACGCCUCUAACGAAAGGCGGCUGUGGUCUGCUCAUUUACACGCCUUGUCUAAUGACUUGACGGACAUGAUACAGGUGAUAUGUAUGUCCACGUACCGCCCGGUCGUGCACAUGCUACGGAGAGUGUGCGUUCAAAUCGCAGACCUGGCUCCGAACACGGCGGCCACAGUGGCUCGGGCGGCUGUUGGUGCUGUCAUGAGAGAAAUGAAAGAAGAAGACCCGCCCACCGCCAGCCUCGCCAGAGUCUUGGGAUUCUUGGCAUGUCUCGUGUCACACGCGCCAGUCAAGUGUGCCGUGUUGCACGCUAUGAGCGCCGGAGGUCCCAAAGCUAGCGAAGUACAAACGGCGCUUUGUAAUGUUUUCAACUUGUCAAACUCGUCGAACGAACACGCCGCGGCCCAAGAGUAUGCUGCUCAUGUGUUAGCGGCGUUCUGUGACAUUGAAAUAACUUUAACUCCUCUCACAGCUAACAUCGAUAGCGUUCUCGCCAAUUCAUUACCCACUAAAGACGCUCUUACGGCGUUUUUAGACGCAACGGCAAAUUGUCUAGAAUCUACGACGAAAACCUGUUCAGUGGCCUCGUCGGUAUUACGCGCCUACUACGUCUUAACGGAUCACGAAUACGGGUUCCUGCAAUUUAGAAAAUUCGUGACAAAGAGAACGGAAGCCCUCGGUAAAUAUUUUAAGUGGACGACGGAGAGCGCGGGAGAAGACAGGACGGACUGCCUGAACCUGUUCCUCGACUUAAUAAAGAUACUGAGAGUUGAACACGGCGAGGGCCCGGGCGGGAGGAGAAGCGUCCUUACGCUUAGUGAGAUGGCAGACAUGGUCGGAUACACGGCGUCCGACAAGGAGCAUCCGGUCAUGACACUAGAAAAAGUUCUCAAGGAAAGGAACUCCGAAGAAGACGCGAUAUCAAACGCGACCUUCUUGAUCUCGAAUCUGAAAAACCUCGCGGACGAAGAGCUCGGGACUUCCCCGGAGGUCUCGGAAGCUGCGACGCCGGCCCCCGAACCCUUGGUGGCUCAGUUUGCGGCCCGACAGAUUUAUUGUAUCGGAGAUUCAAGCGACGAACGGCUCACCACCAGCUACUGGCUGAACGUGCCCUCCGCCUCGCUAGAAGACGACGUCAAUGAUAACGAACUGGUGUCGUGCGACAUCGUGGAGGUGGCGGGCAGCCUCCUGUCCGGGGGCAGCGAGUCCCUGGCGGCCGGCGUCAGGAGGCUGGCCGGCUGUCUCGAUACCAGGCCCGAGGCUCUGCCCGCCGACGACAAGAGACCUGCAGUCGCUCUGAGUCGCGUCCGUGCCGAGGGCGGCGCGGACGCCUUCCGAUCCCGUCCGCCCAACACAUCCCGCCCGCCCUCUCUACACGUGGACGACUUCACCGCCCUUCACCAGCCGUACGCACCAGUACAACGGGCCCCGCGCCGCUCGGUGUCGGAGCGCGCUCGCUUCGCGCCGCACGCUCAUUACAGACACCUAGGUCGCGGCGCCUGGGAGGGAGGUCAUCACUUCGGACACUUCGCAGCCUCUCACUACGGCAUGGGCGGCGCGGGCGCGGGCUGGUGCGGCGCGCGUGCGGCUCGCCCGAGACAUCGCUCCUUCAUGAGGUGAACGAGAAGUUUGUGAUUGGGAUUAUGAAAAACGGCAGUAAUAAAUAUCAUACGAUUUAUCUCAA
This is a messenger RNA of Danaus plexippus (monarch butterfly), 6062 nucleotides long. RefSeq names its product protein virilizer (gene vir). Gene Ontology annotation, molecular function: RNA binding. The transcript has 9 exons. The record is from RefSeq and is a predicted model, not a curated record. NCBI's taxonomy places the organism in Eukaryota, Metazoa, Arthropoda, Insecta, Lepidoptera, Nymphalidae. Gene Ontology annotation, cellular component: RNA N6-methyladenosine methyltransferase complex. Bases 152 to 5998 code for a protein of 1948 amino acids.